UAACCAAGUAUACAGAGGACUUUUGCUGGUUCUUCACUCAGAGAUGAAUUCCGCACACAAAAGGGCUGGACUCAUCACUGAGACACAUUGAAGAGAAAACAAAGAUAUGCUUCUGUGUUUCUGUAAAAAAUCAAGAUAAACCUGCAAAGUAUAAUGAGACCUCUUACAAAUAUCUAUGUCUUUUCUUGUGUCUUUACAUUCAUGCUAUGGAAUAAUAUCCAGCCAACUGUGGAAAAUGAAUUUGUUGCAAAUUAUUCAAACAGUUUGCUAACUAAUGUUCCAAAAAACAUUCCCAUCCAUACUCAAGUAUUAGAUUUAUCACAUAAUAGGAUCUCUGGACUUAGUAUUUCAGAAUUUAUUUCUCUUCCUGACCUUCAAGUAUUAAAUCUUUCUCAUAAUCUAAUUACAGAGCUUGACUUCAGUGUCUUCAUUUUUAAUGAAGAUUUAGAAUACUUAGAUUUAUCUCAUAAUAAAAUUUUGAAAGUUUACUGUCAAACUCUUGCAUACCUUAGACAUUUAGAUCUUUCUUUCAAUAACUUUACUGCCCUGCCCAUCUGUCAGGAAUUCGGGAACAUGUUUCGUUUGGAGUACCUAGGAUUAAGUGCUAUGAUGAUACGAAGGUCGGACUUCAGGUAUAUAAUACAUUUACAGCUGCACACUGUCAUCCUAACCUUAGAAGACUUUUCUCUGUAUGAGCCUCAGAGUCUGACAGCCUUGAAUACAAGGAGCCUCCACAUUGUUUUUGCAGCAAACAAAAACUUCAGUUUUUCCCUCUUGUAUGAUGGAAUGAGCACUUCAGAAAACUUAAAAAUAGUUAACUUAAGAUACACCUUGAGCUACAAAUAUUUCCCCUCUCCUCCUUUAGCGCUUCUGAAGAAAAUCAAGACAACAGCUCUAAUGCUUGACACUGUGGACUUACAAUGGGCUAUCAUUUUACAAAUUUUCCUGCUUAUUUGGUAUUCACCUGUGGAGCAUUUGACUGUGAGAAAUUUGACUUUUCGGGGACCACUGGGGGAGCUGAGUGAAUAUGAAUUUCUACCCUUAUUAAGCUCUCUGGAACAAUUAAUUUCUUUGGAUGGCUCCAUGAAAGCACUAACUUUGGAGCAUGUUCGUAAUAAGGUUUAUUAUUUCAACCAGGAGAUUCUAUACAGACAGUUUUCAGAGAUGAAUAUUGCCAAUUUGACAAUAUAUGAUGCAUAUAUGCCACACAUGCUUUGCCCCAAUAGAACGAGCUCAUUUCAGUAUUUAAAUUUUUCUCACAAUGCUCUGACGGAUGAACUGUUCCAGAACUGUGGCACUCUGACAGAUCUGAAAUUACUUAUUUUGCAGAGGAAUAAAUUUGAGAGCCUUCACAAGGUAAGCUUCAUGACCAGCCAUAUGAAAUCGCUGAAAUAUUUGGACAUGAGCAACAACUUGCUGCAUCACGAUGCCGCUGAUGUGCAAUGCCAAUGGGCUGAGUCUCUGACAGAGUUGGACCUGUCCUCAAAUCAGCUGAUGGAUGCCGUGUUUGAGUGCUUGCCAGUCAACAUCAAAAAGCUCUACCUGCAGAACAAUCAGAUCACCAGUGUCCCCAAGGAGAUGGCUGAGCUGAAGUCCUUGGAAGAGCUGAACCUGGCAUUGAACAGGCUGGCUGACCUGCCAGGGUGCGGUGGCUUUACGUCCUUGGAGUUUCUGAAUGUAGAGAUGAAUUCGAUCCUCACCCCAUCUGCCGACUUCUUCCAGAGCUGCCCACGGGUCAGGGAGCUACAAGCCGGGCACAACCCAUUCAAGUGUUCCUGUGAACUGCAAGACUUUAUCCGUCUGGAGAGGCAGUCUGGGGGGAAGCUGUUUGGCUGGCCGGCAGCGUACAUGUGUGAGUACCCAGAAGACUGGCAGGGAACGCAGCUGAAGGACUUCCACCUGUCUGAACUGGCUUGCAACACGAUGCUCUUGCUUGUGACAGCUCUGCUGCUGACGCUGGUGCUGGUGGCUGUCGUGGCCUUUCUGUGCAUCUACCUGGAUGUGCCGUGGUACGCGCGGAUGACGGUGCAGUGGACGCAGAUGAAGCGGAGAGCUUGGCACAACCACCCCGAAGAGCAGGAGACCGUUCUGCAGUUCCACGCGUUCAUUUCCUACAGCGAGCGGGAUGCGUUGUGGGUGAAGAACGAGCUGAUCCCGAACCUGGAGAAGGGGGAGGGCUGUGUACAGCUGUGCCAGCACGAGAGAAACUUUGUCCCUGGCAAGAGCAUUGUGGAGAACAUCAUUAACUGCAUUGAGAAGAGCUACAAGUCGAUCUUUGUGCUGUCUCCCAACUUUGUGCAGAGUGAGUGGUGUCACUAUGAGCUCUACUUUGCCCAUCACAAAUCAUUCAGUGAGAAUUCCAACAGCUUAAUCCUCAUUUUACGGGAGCCGAUCCCUCCGUAUAUUAUCCCUGCCAGGUAUCACAAGCUGAAGGCUCUCAUGGCAAAGCGAACCUACCUGGAGUGGCCGAAGGAGAGGAGCAAGCGUGCGCUUUUCUGGGCUAACCUGAGGGCAGCUAUUAGCAUAAACCUGCCAAUAUCCUCUGAAGCUAAUGAGGAGCAGAGUGAUGUUACUUCUAUUAGUAGUAUAAUCAGUAUGUGAAUAACUGACUGUCUUAAAUUGUUUUCAUCAAGUUUUUAUUGUUUUUUUACAGUAUUCCUAGUUUGUAGCAAAAUGUAAUUGUGAUACAUACAGAAAUUGCUCUUGCUUAUUCUAGUGAUGAAAGUAGUCAGAAAUCUUCUGUAGUUGCCCAUCAUCGACAAAGAGAAGGAGAGAAAAAUUUUCAUAGUGAUUGCACAUAUUUUUGUAGACUUAGACUCCAUUUAUUUUGGACUUUUCCCAUUGAAAUCAAUAUUUGAAAGUAACAAAAAUACUGGUUGGUUCCAUGUCAUCAGGACUGUCAUAGCAUGCAUUUAAUCUUUGUUCUGACAUGGAUGUUGUGAGGUUUAGGUGUGAUUUCUUUCCUUGAGUUUAAUUAAAUACUACAAAGAAGAAGAAAGCUCUUCUUUAAAUCCCUUCCUGCCAAAGGUACGGUAUCUCUACACCUUCAGCCUGCUUUCCUGUCCCGAAAUUCUUUCCCUUCAUCACAGACAGAGACUUCCCUGGGUAAGAGCUGAAAGUUGGAGCCAUUAGUCCAUGUUUAACAUUCUUCUUGCUUUGCUGUCCUAAAUUCCCACUUGCCUAGAUUAGAAUUCACUAUUUGCUGUCUUCAAAAUAAUAGUUAAUAUCUGAACUUAUGAAAUUUUUAUAGUAUUAUAAUAUUGCUGCUUUCUGCUAUGUUGUUUGUUGCUUUUUUUCUCCUGUUUUCUAAAACAUUGAAGCUUGAUGUUUGGAGAUGAAUCCCCUUAAUAUGCCCAGACUUUCAGUGAACUCUCUUAACCUUGCCCUUUUAAUCAGCAGGUGAAAAAGGAGUAAUUUUCACUGGGAAAUAACUUCUCUGCUAAAAUAAAACUGAUUAAACUAAUGGUAUUUGAUGAUAGGAGACAUCUAAUCAUUUGCUGUGCUUGGAUUUAAUUUGACAAUCU
Messenger RNA from Athene cunicularia (burrowing owl), 3524 nucleotides. RefSeq names its product toll-like receptor 1. Gene Ontology annotation, biological process: immune response; cellular response to bacterial lipopeptide; inflammatory response. Gene Ontology annotation, cellular component: membrane. Bases 154 to 2601 code for a protein of 815 amino acids. Gene Ontology annotation, molecular function: lipopeptide binding; transmembrane signaling receptor activity; Toll-like receptor 2 binding. NCBI's taxonomy places the organism in Eukaryota, Metazoa, Chordata, Aves, Strigiformes, Strigidae. The record is from RefSeq and is a predicted model, not a curated record. The transcript has 2 exons.